AUGCAUUUCCUCCUUGUCGCAACAGCCUUCAGCUUGCCAUUUGCUAUGGCUUCUCCAACCCAACCCGGCAGCCUGUUCGCAAGGGACAAGCCCAAGUUGAACCAAUACCGGACCCUGGAUGACUGCAAAAACGAUCGUGAUAUAUUAUACCACGCGGCCCCCGUCCUCGGGAACUGUUAUGACCUCGACGGCCAGACUGGCGCUUUCUUCUACAAUACCGCUGGCUUUCUCCACGCCACUGCUAAUAAGGAUAUCGGAUGCAAUGGCGAUUCGAUUCAUAUCAAAGGUGGAGAGUGCAUGGAGAAGGGGGACUUCAAGUCUGUCGUUUUCCAGUGA
Molecule: messenger RNA, 336 nt
Organism: Diaporthe amygdali
Lineage: Eukaryota; Fungi; Ascomycota; Sordariomycetes; Diaporthales; Diaporthaceae
Exons: 3
Coding region: 1-336 (111 amino acids)
Source: RefSeq, a predicted model, not a curated record